Molecule: messenger RNA, 1383 nt
Organism: Mollisia scopiformis
Lineage: Eukaryota; Fungi; Ascomycota; Leotiomycetes; Helotiales; Mollisiaceae
Exons: 2
Coding region: 1-1383 (460 amino acids)
Source: RefSeq, a predicted model, not a curated record
AUGCAUGAAGCCUUGUUUCUGAUGUUGAAUCAGGAUGCGGCACGAUGCCAGCGAGUCUGCCACGAUGGCUUUACACAGCCUAGCUUCGUUAGAAAUCCAACCUGCGCCCCUGUCAUCAUCGGUGAUCCGAGUGCUGAGAAUGCACGAGUCCAGCCUUACAUCUGCCUCAAAUGCAGGACUCUCACCACUUCUCCAGUCAACAACAUCUUCAUCUUAAAGCGUCUGUCACUACGCCCGAGAGAAUUGAAAUCGAAAGCGCUACAACGCCCGAAUCAUACCGCUGUUUCCUCUCUGCGGCUCUGCAUAGACGAGCAGCAGCAGCAGUUUUCGAGUAUCAUAUAUGUGUGUAUUGUCGAGAUUGAGCAGGUCGCUGGGCUCAUUAUCUCACGACAACGACCAACGGUAGCGCUGUGCGACGUUGCAAGCAGAACGAGCUGGGUUUCCUCGCAAUUUGUGGACGAACUUGAAACGAUUUCUCGGGCAGGCAUCGGUCUUGCGAAUUCUACGAGUUUUCGGAAAGAGGGCGAGCCACCCCGCAUACAUAUACGUUGGAGUUGUGGUCUAUUGGGACAAGCUCACGAGGAAGGGACAUUCUUCAUCGAGCCGAAAGCCCGGUUCAAGAUACUAUUUGGCUGUGCAUAUAGUACCAACCACUUGCCCACUAAACAUUUUCGAUCUCGCCGUUCUACUCGCACGAAGGGGAAACGGAUUGAGCCACAACCACAUAUUCGAGACCAAGCUGUGGAAAGUUUUCGAGCGGGAGUUGAGACUGGGAUUUUGGUUCCUCUUGAGAGGAUGAACCUAAAACAAGACAAUCGACCGACUCUCAUGCCCAUUGCGGACGUUGAAGUUGACUUGGACUAUACGUGGCAGCUCUACUCAGGCACCGAUCAGGCGUUGAAUGAUGGGCCCAACCAGAGUGAUAGCUCCAAUUUCAUGCCCUCAUUUUAUGGAAAUGUUUUUAGCCCUAAGGAUAUUACAUCUGCGAACAGCUCUGUAAAUACAGACGAAAGGGACCACAUGCUAGAGUCGACAGAUGCAUCUUUCUCCGAAAGCUCCUACCAAAGUACUGAUUGGAUUGGCGGACCAAGUGGAGCGCAGCACCACACUGAGCCAGGAUACAUGAUCGGUUCGUGGGCAAAUCAAUCGGUGUACGAAGAACCUCAGUACUGGGCGGUACCUCGUAUGAUGUACUCCGAGCCAAGACCUUGGUCCAUUCAGCGAUGUCGAGACCUCACUCCAGAGCACCGAACAAAGCUCGCUGCCGCACAAGAAUCCGCAGGGAAAGAAGCAGAAAAAUAUUGGCAAUGGGACGAGGAAGAAAAAAAGUAUAAGCACUACGAUGAAGGCUGCGCGGACCCUGUCUGGUACAAUCCACCUUAA